Capsicum annuum is the source of this 2540-nucleotide messenger RNA. RefSeq names its product beta-amylase. Gene Ontology annotation, biological process: polysaccharide catabolic process. Gene Ontology annotation, molecular function: beta-amylase activity. NCBI's taxonomy places the organism in Eukaryota, Viridiplantae, Streptophyta, Magnoliopsida, Solanales, Solanaceae. The record is from RefSeq and is a predicted model, not a curated record. The coding region runs from base 562 to 2298 and encodes 578 amino acids. The transcript has 8 exons.
UCUGAUCCCUCAUUAGGGCAUGAUGAAAUUUCUUCACAUCCUACAUUUCAUGUGAACAUGAUUGAUGCAAAAGCUCAGAAAGCGGGAACCACGAAAACGACACAAAGCAAAGAGAGCAUGAUUCCCUAAAAAAGUUGUACUACUUCUUUGGUUCCAAAUUAGCUGUUAUAUUUCUCUUGUCAUAAGUCAAUUUGAUUCAUUUUCAAAGCUAAAUUAAACUACGUAGCUCAUAUUCCGAACAUGAUUUGAUGCAAAAGAUGUAUUUGUACGUCAUGAAGCGACAACCGUUGUUUCCUUUCCAAUAUUAUUUGUAGAAAUUGAUCUUCUUGUUUUCAAGCACUAGUGGUAGUAGCAGCUAGAAGACUCCAAUUCUUCAUAAUCCACACAUAUAUAUAAACAUUGUAGUCCACAAGAAUUUGUUCCCUCUUUUUAUAGCAGAUAAAUGAAUACAAAAAUCAAUAUUCGAUCGAACUGAAGGGUUUGCUUCUAUGCUAUGAAUGUCUAACAUUUCGUCUUGCAAUGCUAUAAAUUCACUUUGUUCUGAACUUCUUAGCCAGAAAAAUGAAUAUCAGCAUGGCAAGCAUUGGAACUUCAAAUUUAGGUGUUCUGCCGGAGGCAAUGAGAUUUCCUCAUCAAGAAUUGUCUCUUGUCAUGAUUAAGAAAUUUAAUCUGGCAAGAAAACAAGUUUUCAGGCAAAAUCUCACAUUUUCUUGUAAUCGAAAGACUGGAAUUACUCGAGCCAUUGCGCCAAAAGCAAAGAAGGCAACAGGUCCAACAUUGAGCAGUGUCCCUGUAGCCAACUAUGUGCCUGUUUAUGUAAUGCUUCCAUUAGAUGUUAUUUCAGUUGACAAUGUUUUUCGUGACCAAGAUAAGUGUGAGAAGCAGUUCAAGGAGCUGAGAGAAGCAGGUGUUGAUGGGAUUAUGGUGGAUAUCUGGUGGGGAAUCGUGGAGGGCAAUGGCCCCGGGCUAUAUGAUUGGUUUGCCUAUAGGAGUUUGUUCCAACUUGUUCAAAAGACUGGGCUCAAAAUACAAGCUAUUAUGUCAUUCCACCAAUGUGGUGGCAAUAUCGGAGAUGAUGUUUUCAUUCCUUUACCCAAAUGGGUACUAGCUAUCGGAGAAAACAACCCUGAUAUUUUCUAUACUAACCGGUCUGGUACAAGGAACAAGGAAUGCCUCUCACUUGCUGUGGAUAACCAACCGCUGUUUGAAGGUCGAACUGCUGUCCAGAUUUACAGCGACUACAUGAGGAGCUUUAGAGAGAACAUGUCUGACUUCUUGGAAGCUGGAAGCAUAAUGGACAUAGAAGUAGGACUUGGUCCUGCUGGUGAACUUAGAUAUCCAUCGUACACUCAGUCUCAAGGAUGGAAGUUCCCUGGCAUUGGAGAAUUUCAGUGCUACGACAAGUAUAUGAAUACCGAUUUUAAGGAGGCAGCAACAAAGGCAGGCCACUCAGAGUGGGAUCUUCCAGAUGAUGCAGGAACAUAUAAUGAUGUACCUUUUGAAACAGGAUUCUUUGGACCAAAUGGUACAUACCUUACCGAGAAAGGGAAGUUCUUCUUGACGUGGUACUCUAGCAAGCUACUUCUUCAUGGAGAUCAGAUUCUAGAUGAAGCAAACAAAGUUUUCCUCGGAUGCAAAGUGAAGCUAUCAGCUAAAGUAGCUGGAAUUCACUGGUGGUACAAAGAUGCCAGCCAUGCUGCAGAGCUAACAGCAGGAUAUUACAAUUUGGACAAUAGAGAUGGUUAUCGACCAAUAGCAAGGAUGUUAUCGAGGCAUUAUGGUACCUUUAAUUUCACUUGUCUUGAGAUGAGGAAUUCAGAACAUCCAGCUUAUGCUAAGUCUGGCCCUCAAGAACUAGUUCAACAGGUUUUGAGUGUUGGCUGGAAAGAGAACAUUGAUGUAGCAGGUGAGAAUGCACUUUCAAGAUAUGACGGCUACGCCUACAACCAAAUCCUUCUCAAUGCUAGGCCAAAUGGUAUCAACAAAAAUGGUGCACCAAAACUAAAGAUGGCUGGGAUGACUUACCUUCGAUUAUCAGAAAAACUCCUUCGAAUCAAGAACUUCAAAACCUUCAAAACAUUUGUCAAGAAAAUGCAUGCUGAUCUGGAUUACUACCCAGAAUAUGAAAAACCAGCUCCACUGUGCAGAUCAAAAGAGGAGAUUUCAAUGGAUAAACUUCUUGAAGCAACCCAACGAACAAAACCAUUCCCAUGGGAUGAACAGACAGAUGCAAGAAUUGGCGGUAUAUUGGCUGAAUACUGGGAUAGGCUGCUUAACAAGUUCUUUCUCUCUAACUGACACCUACUUUGCCAUGAAAGACUCAUAAUUCUUGAGUUGACGAAAUUCACAUGCCCGAGAUCAGAAAUCAUACUAUGCAUCUGCAUUUAUAUGUAAAUUUGAAUGUAAAGAUAUAUAUAGGAGACUUUUAUGUCCAUAUUACUAACAUUAAAUUUCGGAAAGAACAAAAACUCAUACGUGUUGCAUGAAUAUCUAAAUGUCAGUCUUAUAUUAAUCCAAGGAUGAAACUAUAUCAUGCCAAA